AUGUUACCCAGCCCGAACAAGCUGUUUCUGUUAACAGCAGCAUUAUUUGGACAUGCCAUUGCUCUACCAGCUACUGUAGAUUACGACGUUCUCCCUAGCACCGGUUUCGUCCUCAACCUGGACGUCGCAGCCAGCAACAUCACCUACACCGUGCAAGGCAAUGACACUAUACACACCAUAGCUGCCAAGUACAACGUCGGCGCCUGCGACCUUGCCCGUCUGAACGUCCUCUCCGACCCGAACUUCCUAUACGAGAACGAGACCCUCCGAAUUCCCGCCCGCGCUACCUUCCCUGACGACUACUCCUGCUUCAGCACGAACAACACCGAUGCAACAGCUACAUGCAUCUACGGCGACCCUCACGUGUAUACCAUCUUACCCGGAGAUACGAUUCAGAAGAUCGCUAAUGAGCGGUAUAAUAUCACAACGGAUCCGAUUCUCAGCUUCACUGCGCAGACGGGCUACAUUGCUGCUUUGAACCCCGGUAUUUAUGAUGUGCUAGAGACCGGGCAGACGGUGAAGAUCCCGAGUUGAGGAAAUGGCAACCAUAUCUUCAGUAGGCACCCCGUAGAGUGUGUUUUCUUUAUCUUUCUUCACUAAUGUCUCGCGUGGAUGCCGAGGCCGACGACUCCUCUUCUCUGUAUGUAUUGGUUAGAAACUGCUGUAGGCUCGGG
Messenger RNA from Aspergillus neoniger CBS 115656, 674 nucleotides. RefSeq lists its product as uncharacterized. The record is from RefSeq and is a predicted model, not a curated record. Lineage: Eukaryota; Fungi; Ascomycota; Eurotiomycetes; Eurotiales; Aspergillaceae. The transcript has 2 exons. The coding region runs from base 1 to 534 and encodes 177 amino acids.